Messenger RNA from Anopheles stephensi (Asian malaria mosquito), 1789 nucleotides. RefSeq names its product cytoplasmic phosphatidylinositol transfer protein 1 (gene rdgBbeta). NCBI's taxonomy places the organism in Eukaryota, Metazoa, Arthropoda, Insecta, Diptera, Culicidae. The transcript is spliced from 6 exons. Gene Ontology annotation, cellular component: cytoplasm. Gene Ontology annotation, biological process: phospholipid transport. Gene Ontology annotation, molecular function: phosphatidylinositol binding; phosphatidylinositol transfer activity. The record is from RefSeq and is a predicted model, not a curated record. The coding region runs from base 250 to 1113 and encodes 287 amino acids.
UCGGAACAUUGUCAAAGUUUGGACGAAUUCCGUCAAAAGCGCAGAACUAAUUUCGUACCAACUACAGGCGGUAUCGGGAGUCGGUGCGGACGAAUCGUUUAUAAUACAUUCGCGGGAUGAUUGCUCCCACCGAUGCAAUUGCAAUUGAAGUACAAAUAGUGUAAUAGGAUCAAAUCUGCAAAAGUUUAACCAGAUAAGACUUGUUUGUUGAUUAAUCGAGUCCCGAGCAGCAGAAGCAGCAGCAGCAGCAUGGUGCUUGUAAAAGAGUAUCGAAUAUGUAUGCCUCUGACCGUGGAGGAAUACAAAAUUGGACAGUUGUACAUGAUCGCGCGCCACAGUCUUGAACAGUCGGACGAUGGGGAAGGGGUGGAGGUGAUUGAAAAUAAGGAAUGUUUUGAUCCGGAUCACGGCAAGGGUCAGUACACCGAAAAGCGGAUACACUUGUCCAGCCGUCUUCCUUACUGGCUGCAAGCCGUCUGCCCAAAAGUGUUCUACGUUAUAGAGAAGGGCUGGAACUAUUAUCCCUACACGGUGACCGAAUAUACGUGCUCGUUUAUUCCAAAGCUACAUAUACGUAUACUGACUCGAUUUGAAGAUAAUGCUGGCACAUCGGAAAACUGCCUAAACCUUGCAGAGGAAGCUCUAAAAACUCGAAUAGUUGACCAUGUCGACAUAGCUUUUGAGGAACCCUCGGAAAAGCAUUACAAAAAGGAGGAAGAUCCCAAAUUCUUCAAGUCACGUGUUACUGGACGUGGCCCCCUAGUGGAGGGAUGGCGCCAAACGGAUAAACCAAUGAUGUGCUCCUACAAAUUGGUAGAAGCUUCCUUCGAAGUCUGGGGCUUGCAGACACGGGUUGAGGACUUCAUACAGAAGGUAUCUCAAAUUGCCCAUUUAAUCCACCCUUCGGUUAAUCGAUGUUUCCGUUUCAAGUGUAUUCGAGAUGUGCUGCUGCUGGGACACAGGCAAGCGUUUGCAUGGAUUGACGAGUGGCACGGCAUGAGCAUCGACGAUGUGCGCAUGUAUGAGAAAGAUAAACAGAUGGAAGCGAAUGAUAAGCUGCGACAAUCGUUACCUCCCGCGAUGGAAACUGAUAAGACUCAGGAGAACAAUUAGCUCAUCGGCUGACAUUUCGGCUGCUGUCCAUGCUGUAUAUGAUGCUACCAGAAUUGGCGUCGUACAUACCAAUUCGAACAUAAUCGAUGGAACCAAAACUUAACUAGUUCAUGGGUAGAUGUAUCGUGAAUCGUACGCUAUACGAUCAAUGGCUCAACAAUCCUCGCUCAGCUAAGCCUAGCCAACUCGACCAAAUAACUACACCGGUUACAAUCGUAUCUUCUAUCCCUACAAUAGAAUCUCCCGGACAAUGAGGUACAACGGAAAUCUAUACUCGAAUAAUGUCACUACUCUUUAUUGCUCUCGGCACCAUCGAUGUUCUCUAUGCACGCACGCACUAAUGAUGAACCCUCCGCAUAGCUUUCUCAGUAGUCAAAAACUUUAAACACGGACUGGGUUUCGUCAAUCAUCAUCUAGAAUAGGGUGAAAAUAGUCGAUAGUAGUCAUUGAUUAGUACAACAUGUCGUCACGCUCUUGCGUCAGGGUCGUCUGUUAUUAUCCGAUAAGCACCUGUUCCGGACUCUUGCAGUCUACCUCGGCAAAGGGAAGCUUCGUGUCAAGACUCUCCUGUUGCGAAGGAUCUAGCGUUAACAAACCGGAUGGAUGCGCGGAUCGCAGAAAAUCAACCUGAUUUUGCAACUCCUGAUCAGCGACGAUAAAUAUAGAGUGAAACGUA